AUGUUGCGAGGAAGAGCCGCAGGCAAAGUCCUGGGUGGCUCUGAUACAAUAUUAUUGGAGCAGGAAGAUCAACCUCGAGAACCGUUGCAGGGUCAUGAACAGGGUUACUACUCUGCAUCGCAGGCGGGUAAUAGCAGUGGCGGGUCAUCAUUUCAGACCAAGUUGCCGCGCAGGGAGUCCAAGGUCAGCUCUGCUCUCCGGGCGCUGACGAAUAGAAGCUCCAGCAUAUCUAUCUUGGAACGGCCCGGGAGCCCACACGGCACGACGACGUCUCGGCGCCCCUCUCCGCCGCGGGACAGCCCCAUGAGCAUCGUCAAGAAGGUUUCAUUAUCUAUUUUCAAGCCCUCGAUAGAUCAUACGGUUGUGCACCGCUCCAAACACAAGGCUCGACUAUCUCUUGAAGCUGCCGGGACCGCACCCACGGUAGCUGUGGCAUCUUCUGAACCAGCCGGUGUGUUCUUACCAGUCUCGUCGUCGACGCUGAACGCGGCCAGCAACAAAAAUAUCAGUACCAAUGAUUACAAGCCUGUAGCCCGCAGUUCGCAGGUCUUCUCUGCACCAAACACCACUUCGACUGGCAUGACAUCAGUCGAUUCUAAGUUCUCAGGCUCAGCCAAAUCUAAAGACAAAGAGAUUGCCGCCCAGUCAAAGGAUAAGGAUGGUGCCGACAACCCUGACAGACCCCACGAUGAUUCUGUUUGCAGGAAGAGUAUCGUCCCUGCGAGGCGCCGCGCGCCCGUUACACGCUGCAGUCCUGAGGGGCCUCUGGCACCAAUUCAGGAAACGAAGCCACUAGAGGACACUGCCAGUCCUGUACCUACCAUUGCCACGGUUGAGCGAGCGGCAGCAGCGAAGAUCUACCUGGAAACGUUCUAUGACGAGCUUCUGUCACGCCCAACCCCUCGAGACAUGCGCUUACUCCGGCAGAAGUUGUAUAUUGACAGCUUCAACCGCGUUGAAUCUGACCACCUGCGUGAGAUGCGCGUCAUGAAGGCUCGCUCGAUCCGUGCUCUCAAUCCACCCAAAGACAGUAGCUUCACUGCUACCCGCGCUAUCUGCGAAAACGAUUACGACGUCAUCAAGAUCCUGGGUAAGGGUAGUUUUGGUGUUGUCCGCUUGGUGCGGGACCGACGAGAGGCCCAGAAACCACUGCAACAGCAAUACUGCAGGACCCCAGGCCCGGCCGUGUACGCUAUGAAGGUCAUCCGCAAGAGCACAAUGUUGCGCACAAGCCAGGAGGGUCACCUACGGGCGGAGCGGGAUUUCCUUGUGGCGUCGGAUGGUUCCAUGUGGAUCGUACCGCUGAUCGCGAGCUUUCAGGACGCGGCGAAUCUGUAUCUUGUUAUGGAGUACAUGCCCGGUGGCGACUUCCUGGGCCUUUUGAUACGCGAGACAACACUUACAGAGCAGGUGGCGCGCUUCUACGCGGCCGAAAUGGUGCUGUGCGUCGAGGCAGCACAUGCGCUGCGUUGCAUCCACCGCGACAUCAAGCCCGACAACUUUCUCAUCAGUGCAUCGGGCCACCUCCGCAUCAGCGACUUUGGGCUGGCCUUUGAUGGUCACUGGAGCCACGACACGGCCUACUACAACAACCACCGGUACUCGAUGCUGCAGAGGCUAGGACUCAGGGUCGAGGGCGACGAGCAGGAUCGGCGGGAGGGGCGGAGCGUACGCAUGACUAUGAAGUGGGCCAGCAACAUCAUGAAUGGGCUGGAGAAGCACGAGCGCAAGGAUCCGGGGCCAGGGGAGGAUGUAAACUUGGACGGCAACUGCACCAAGACGGCUGGGACUGACGGAGGAGCGAGGGAGCCGCUGCUGGCGUGGCGUAACCGUUGCGGCAACCGCACCUGGGCAACCAGCGUAGUCGGCACUAGCCAAUACAUGGCGCCUGAAGUGGUGCGAGGCGAGAAGUACGACGGGCGUUGCGACUGGUGGAGCGUCGGUGUCAUCCUGUACGAGUGCAUCUACGGCCACACGCCUUUCCUGAGCGACGAGGGCCGCCACCAGACCAAGCAGAACAUCGUAAACCACAAUUCCACCUUUGCCUUUCCUUCACGCCCUGAAGUCAGUCCACGCUGCCAGCAGCUGAUGAUGAGCCUGAUAACCGACAAGCAGCACAGGCUGUGCUCGCGGCGAUAUGUUUUCAAGGAUAUGGCUGCUGCUGGGACCUAUGGUACUGCCGGCUCAGAACCUGCUGCAGGCACUAGUCAGGGUAGUAACAGCAACAGAGAUCUGGCUGGGCGAUUUGUGUUCCCCUACGAUGCCGAGGACAUCAAGGCACAUCGAUGGUUUCGCAACAUUCCGUGGGAGCAUAUGCACAAGCUCACGCCACCAUUUGUGCCGCAGAUCCGCAGUGCGGACGACACCAAGUAUUUCGACGAGGAUGAAGAUCCCAUCAGCGACUGGUCCGAUACAGAACCUUCCACACCUGGAGAUGGCGAGGCCGAGACGACUGUUAUCGACGCAGCCGCCACGAUCACAAGCCCAGCAGACCACGUUAACGGCGCAACCACCAUUAUAUUCACGGCGGCGGACAGCCCCGUGGACAGCCCGCCUACGUCGCGAAACUACAACGGCGGUGUGGUCACGGCGCUGACACGGCAGCAAGUGCGCGAGGCUGAGAUAGCGGCGUGGCUGCGCGGAUUCCGACGCAGCAUCCAAAAGGCGGCACGUCACUGGGUGCAAGUACCGUAUGACGCGCUGCGGCUGCGAAACAUCGACCUGCGCAUCGAGUCUCUUCCCGACCUGACGGUCGAGCAACGCGAGAUCCUGCGCAGGUUCGUGCGCCUGUAUGGGCGCAAGGAGAAGAAGCGGCCGCGGGACAGGCUGCUACGCGACAGGCAGACCAAAGGUAUCGUGCUCGAGCUGAGGAAGAGAAACGCGUUCCUGGGCUAUACUUGGCGGCGCAUCAGGCCUGGUGCGUUACAGGAAAUGGUCUCGGCGUUGAAUGCUGAGACCGAUGCCAAGGCUCGAGGUGCUGCCAAUUCGCUUGGUGAAAAUGGGUUCCAAAGACACUAUAUUGGCUGCGAUGACGAUGGCAGAAGAAGCCUCCUCGGCCACGGAGACAUACUCUGA
Messenger RNA from Pyricularia pennisetigena, 3075 nucleotides. RefSeq lists its product as uncharacterized. The coding region runs from base 1 to 3075 and encodes 1024 amino acids. The record is from RefSeq and is a predicted model, not a curated record. Gene Ontology annotation, biological process: intracellular signal transduction; peptidyl-serine phosphorylation. The transcript has 3 exons. NCBI's taxonomy places the organism in Eukaryota, Fungi, Ascomycota, Sordariomycetes, Magnaporthales, Pyriculariaceae. Gene Ontology annotation, molecular function: protein serine/threonine kinase activity; ATP binding.